This is a messenger RNA of Quercus robur (English oak), 2889 nucleotides long. RefSeq lists its product as uncharacterized. The record is from RefSeq and is a predicted model, not a curated record. Gene Ontology annotation, biological process: glucan catabolic process. The transcript has 9 exons. The coding region runs from base 767 to 2599 and encodes 610 amino acids. Gene Ontology annotation, molecular function: beta-glucosidase activity. Lineage: Eukaryota; Viridiplantae; Streptophyta; Magnoliopsida; Fagales; Fagaceae.
UCAAAGAAGGAAAAAAACAAGAUGAGUGAAGCAACAGAUAGCUGGAGGUUCAUCUACAAAGAUCCUAAUCAGCCAAUUGAAGCUAGGGUCGUUCACCUCCUCUCUCACAUGUCCUUUAAGGAGAAAGUUGGCCAAAUGACCUGCACUGAUCAGAACACUGCCGCAAGUCCUUCAACUCUAAAAAGACUAACACACUCUUCUUCUUCUUCUUCUCUUCUUUUAUUUAUUUAUUUUUUAAUAAUAAAAAGUAGUCUUCUUUUAGUCAUGCUCAUGCCCAUUUCAUUCUUAUCUUAGUGAUUAUUUCUUUUUGUACUUAAUUCGCCUAGGUCCUAGGACAAGAAAUAAAUAAACCAAAAGAGAACUACUUUUCAUGCUUAGAUUCCUGGAAAUGACUUAAAUUAUCAUGCCCAUUUCAUUCUCAUCUUAGUGAUUAUUUCUUUUUGUUCUUAAUUCGCCUAGGUCCUAGGAUAAGAAAUAAAUAAACCAAAAGAGAACUACUUUUCAUGCUUAGAUUCCUGGAAAUGACUUAAAUUAGUGAAUUAGUUCUUGCAAAGCGGUUGAUCUAUAAGUGUAGGUUUGUCAGCAGUAGAGUGUUCCAAAUAACUUACUGUCAAUAUCUUACUCUGAAAUUGCUGCCCAUUGCAUUAUUAUCUCAGUAUAAAAACUACAAGUAGUAAUGUUUAUCUUGUAACUCAAAGAAUAGCCAAGCUUUUGUGUAAGCAGAACCUGGGUCAGUUCAGCAACAAAGAAGAAAAAAAAACCAAAGAUGAGUGAAGCAACAGAUAGCUGCAGGUUCAUCUACAAAGAUCCAAAUCGGCCGAUUGAAGCUAGGGUCAAUGACCUCCUCUCUCACAUGUCCUUGAAGGAGAAAGUUGGCCAAAUGACCUGUACUGAGAAUCCUGCUGCUAGUCCUUCCACCAUCAAAGACUUGUCCAUUGGGGCAUUAUAUUCUUGCCCAGCCAGUUGUUAUCCGACUGAACCUGCUUCAGCAAUUAACUGGGCUGAUAUGGUUGACAGUUUACAGAAGGCAGCUUUAGAGUCACGCCUUGGUAUCCCAAUUAUACAAAUGUGUGAUUCCGUCCAUGGUCAUGGAAAUGUGUUUGGUGCUACAAUAUUCCCUCAUAAUGUUGGCCUUGGAGCAACUAGAGAUAAAAACUUAGUUGAAAGAAUUGCAGCUGCUACUGCACUGGAACUCAGAGCAACUGGAACUAAUUUUUCUGUUGCUCCUUGUGUAGCUGUUAUGAGAGAUCCAAGAUGGGGAAGAUGUUAUGAGAGUUUUAGUGAGGAUAGUGAAAUAGUUAGUGCCAUGACAUCUGCUGUUGUAGGAUAUCAGGGCAUACCGCCUGAAGGACAUCCUAAUGGUUACCCUUAUGUAGCUGGCAGAACAAAGGUUAUUGCAUGUGCCCAGCAUUUCGUUGGAGAUGGGGGCACUGAACUUGGUUUAAUGGAAGGAAAUACUGUAUCAUCUUUUGAAGACUUGGAGAGGAUCCAUAUGAAACCUUACCUGGAUUGUUUGGCUCAUGGAGUCUCCACUAUUAUGCCCUCUUAUACCAGCUGGAAUGGGACUAGAAUGCAUGGUCACCGCUUUCUCUUAACAGAUAUUUUGAAAGAGAAGUUGGGAUUCAAGGGAUUUCUUCUAUCAGAUUGGGAAGGAAUUGACACGAUAUGUGAACCAUACAGAGCAGAUUAUCGUCAUUGCGUUUUAACAUCAAUUAAUGCAGGAGUGGACAUGAAUAUGGAGCCUUUACGAUAUGAAGAAUAUUUUGAAACUUUGAUAUCUCUCGUUGAAUCAGGGGAGAUACCCAUGUCCAGGAUUGAUGAUGCUGUGAAACGAAUAUUGAAAGUCAAAUUUAUUGCUGGCCUUUUUGAGCAUCCCUUUGCUGAUAGAUCCUUGCUAGAUAUGGUUGGUUGCAAGGUGCAUAGAGAAUUGGCACGCGAAGCAGUAAGGAAAUCACUAAUUUUGCUAAAGAAUGGGAAGGACCCGGAAAAGUCAUUCCUCCCUCUGGAUAAAAAUGCAAGAAGAAUAUUAGUUAUUGGGAGGCAUGCUGAUGAUCUUGGGUACCAGUGUGGAGGUUGGACGAUAACAAAGUAUGGGACCAGUGGCAGAAUAACAAUCGGGACAACAAUAUUGGAAGGCAUUAAAGAAGCAGUUGGAGAACAUUCAGAAGUCAUAUAUGAGCAAAACCCAUCAUCAGCAACCUUUGAAGGCCUAGAAUUCUCCUAUGCUAUAGUUGUUGUUGGUGAGCCUGCUUACGCUGAAGGCAAGGGAUAUAAUGUAGAGCUCAAAAUUCCUUUUGAUGGUGCCAAUGUUAUUAACAUGGUUGCAGAAAGAGUUCCAACUUUGGUAGUUCUGAUAUCUGGAAGGCCUCUUGUUUUGGAACCAGAACUUCUGGAAAAGAUGGAUGCAUUGGUUGCAGCUUGGUUGCCAGGGAGUCAAGGAGAGGGAGUAGCAGAUGUAGUGUUUGGAGACUAUGAAUUCCAAGGAAAGCUUCCUGUCACUUGGUUCAAGAGAGUAGAUCAGCUGCCUAUGAAUUAUGGGGAUGAGCAUUAUGAUCCUUUAUUUCCUUUAGGCUUUGGUUUAAAGACGAAGGUGCAUUAGAUGAAUUUGGGUAUGUAAAUUCAAUACGGCUAGGUACACAACAGGUCAUAUCAGCAGCCGUGAAAAAGGUUGUGCUUACUUAUGUGAAUUUAGUUAAGUCAAGCUUAUGUUACCUUAUAACCAGCCCAGUCUGGGUUAUGUCUACUCUGUUUUUAUGAGACAUAAUCUGGCCGAACAUGUAUGGAUCAUAUGUUUGAAACCCAUCUGAUGGUUUUAAAAAAUAUUCCUUUUUGUUUCUAAUCAUCUUGUAAAUGAAAUUGAAAUGAAAAGAAAAAUCUUGUUUGGUACAA